Molecule: messenger RNA, 1094 nt
Organism: Salmo salar (Atlantic salmon)
Lineage: Eukaryota; Metazoa; Chordata; Actinopteri; Salmoniformes; Salmonidae
Source: RefSeq, a predicted model, not a curated record
UGUAUUGAACAGCCUACUGAUAUGAAGUCAUAUGUAUAUCUCAUCAACUGACUGGUUCUUCUGAUGUUGUUCACACAGGAGACCAUGUUGAGACUUUCUCUACAUCCAGAGAGCAACAGCAGGAAGAUCACAGAGCUAAGAGGUCUCACCACUGCCCACAUUGUGAGGAGAUUUUCCCAAUUCUAUCAAAACUAGAAAUGCACCUAAAAAUACACACAAGAGAUCAUCUGUAUUCCUGUAGUGACUGUGGAAAAAGCUUCAAAACAUCAAGGUCUCUGACAGUUCAUCAGAGAACACACACAGGAGAGACGCCUUACUCCUGCUCCGAAUGUGGAAAAAGUUUCUCUCAACAGAGCAAUUUAAAAACACACCAACGUAUACAUAAAGGAGAGAAGCCUUACUCCUGCUCUGACUGUGGGGUCAGUUUCUCUGGAUUGGAUACCUUAAAAACACACAAACGUAUACAUACAGGAGAGAAGCCAUAUUCCUGCUCUGACUGUGGGAAGACAUUUUCUCAACUGGUUCAUUUAAAUGCACACCAACGUAUACAUACAGGAGAGAAGCCUUACUUCUGCUCUGACUGUGGAAAGAGUUUCUCUCAACAGAGCAGCUUAAAAUCACACCAGCGUAUACAUACAGGAGCGAAGCCUUACUCCUGCUCUGACUGUGGGAAGUGCUCAACAUCAUCUGCAAUAAAUGUUCAUCAGAGAACACACACAGGAGAGAAGCCUUACUUCUGCUCUGACUGUGGAAUGAGUUUUUCCCGAUUGAAUACUUUAAACUGUCACCAGCUAAUACAUACAGGACAGAAGCCUUACUUCUGCUCUGACUGUGGGAAGAAUUUCUCUCUACAGAGCAGCUUAAAAUCACACCAACCUAUACAUACAGGAGAGAAGCCUUACUCCUGCUCUGACUGUGGGAAGAGUUUCUCUCGACAGGGCAGCUUAAAAUCACACCAACGGAUACACACGAGAGAAGCCUUACUCCUGCUCUGACUGUGGGAAAUGCUUCAAAACAUCAGCUGAGCUGAAUGUUCAUCAGCUAACACACACAGGAGAGAAGCCUUUUUCAGAUUAAAACUUUACAUUUUGGGU